GGCACUGACAGCGCAAGAAAAUAGCACGCUGCAACUUACAAAAUGUGGUUCGCUGUCGUCGCAAUUUUCUUGGCUUUAGUGGCCUUUUUGUAUAGAUAUGUUGUGGGAAGUGGACCGAACCCUUUUGCGAUCGACACACGAGAGCCCCUGAAGCCCAUGGUGUUCGACCGAAAGCUGAAGAAUAAAGUCCUGAAACAAGGUUUCUUGGCCAGUAGGGUUCCUGAGGAUUUGGAUGCAGUAGUGGUUGGCAGUGGGAUUGGUGGACUGGCAAUUGCUGUCCUGUUGGCCAAAGUGGGCAAGAAAGUUCUGGUUCUGGAGCAACAUGACCGGGCUGGAGGAUGCUGUCACACCUUUAAGGAGCAAGGCUUUGAGUUUGAUGUUGGCAUCCACUAUAUUGGGGAACUGUCGAAUCACAAGCCGUUACGCUGUAUUAUUGACCAAAUGACCAAUGGGCAGCUGCAGUGGGAUCCGCUGGAAAACCCCUUUGACAAUGUGGUCAUUGGUCCACCUGAAAACCGGCGCAUAUACCAAAUCUACAGUGGCCGAAAACGCUACAUGGACGAACUAAAGAAGUGCUUCCCAGGAGAGGAAAAGGCCAUUGAUGAAUACGUGAGACUUUGCAAGGAAGUUGGACAAGGUGUAUGGGUUAUGGUCCUGCUGAAAUUUCUCCCGACCCCUAUUGCAAAUUUCCUGGUGCGCACGGGUCUGGCCAAUCGCUUGACUUCCUUCUCUCGAUAUGCGUCCCGCAGCCUAACGGAUGUGGUGAAUGAGCUUACACAGAAUAAGGACCUGAGAGCCGUGCUCUCCUACAUCUUUGGAACCUAUGGUAAAAUACCCAAAGAAGCAAGCUUUUCCAUGCACAGUUUGAUUGUCAACCACUAUAUGAAUGGUGCUUGGUACCCAAAGGGUGGUGCUACUGAGAUCGCCUACCACAUGAUCCCCAUUAUUGAGAAGGCAGGAGGUGCUGUGCUUGUUAGAGCACCUGUAAACCGCAUUCUCCUCAAUGAUGCUAAAGAGGCUAUUGGUGUGAGUGUUCUGAAAGGACAGGAGGAAGUGCAUGUACGAGCUCCCAUAGUGAUUUCAGAUGCUGGAAUCUUUAAUACUUAUGAAUAUCUCCUGCCCAAAGAUGUGCAGACUAUGCCUGCAAUUCAGAAACAGUUGAGUAUGCUGCAGCAUGGAGACAGUGGUCUCAGCAUUUUCAUUGGCCUGGAUGGGACAAAAGAGGAGUUGGGCUUAAAAGCAGACAAUUACUUUAUCUACCCUGAGAACAAUAUAGACGAGCUGUUGGAGGAUUAUAGGAGCGGAAACAGGGAAGAAUCUGCUAAAAAGAAUCCUCUGAUUUUUGUGGCCUCACCCUCUGCCAAAGACUCAACCUGGCCAGAAAGAACACCAGGUAAAUCCACCCUGACUGUUGUUAGUUUUGCUAACUAUGAAUGGUUUGAAGAAUGGAAAGAUGACAAAGUGAAGAACAGAAGCACAGAUUAUAAGCAGUUGAAGGAGUUGUUCAUCAAUUACAUAUUAGAGGCAGUGACUGAGAUCUAUCCGAAGAUCAAGGACAGGAUUGAAUAUGUGGAUGCAGGCACCCCAAUCACUAAUCAGCAUUACAUUGCCGCACCUAGGGGAGAGAUUUAUGGCGCUGAUCAUGGAAUUCCUCGCUUCAGUGCUGAACUGAAUGCCACCAUUAGAGCACAGACACCCAUUAAAAACCUCUACCUUACAGGUCAGGAUCUGAUGUUGUGUGGUUUUGCUGGAGCGUUGACAGGAGCUCUGACUUGCGGUUCUGUCAUCCUGAACCGGAAUCUACACCUAGAAGCCUUCAGUCUUGCCAAAAGAGUCCAAAAUGGCAACAACAAGAAGAAAACAUAAAGAUCAGUAUUACAUAAUCUUGAUAGUCAUUCAUAUCACGUAUGGCUCUCGAGAAGGAGAACAAAGGGAGAACCUGCAUUAUUUUUAAAGAAAUGAACCACUGCCUAGUGCCUACAGUAACAAUACACUGCAGAGCCUUACUGGUAUAACACACAACUCUAAUUUUUUAUCUACUUCUUAAAUCAAGGGAAAUACGUUAGUUGAUUCAAUAAAUGGACUUACUAAAAUAAUAGAAUUAUUUUUGUAAAUAAAAAAGUGUUGAUUAAAAAAUUCCAGUUUUCUUAAAUCCAACUAACUUUUUUAAAUGCAAUUGAAUAUUUUUAAGCAAGCAGAAGUAAUGCACUUGGUACUGUGUGUUUUUUGUUUUUAACUAACUGAGCAUGAACUAAAAUGGUGUCUUUUGAUUUGAAUUAUUGUGGCUCUACAGUGGUUCAUAUGUCUGUAUUCAGGGAAUUUCAUGCAGAUGUAAGAUGAAUGCAACUUCACAUUUACAUGUGUGCUUCCUUUUUAGGUUGCUGUGAUUUUUUUCAGACUUGUACACUAAAUGUGCUAAUUCAAUGGAUGCUUGUGCAUACCGAAUAAACAUUUUCACUUGAACA
Danio rerio (zebrafish) is the source of this 2465-nucleotide messenger RNA. RefSeq names its product retinol saturase, tandem duplicate 2 (gene retsat.2). The record is from RefSeq and is marked provisional. Gene Ontology annotation, cellular component: endoplasmic reticulum membrane. Lineage: Eukaryota; Metazoa; Chordata; Actinopteri; Cypriniformes; Danionidae. Gene Ontology annotation, molecular function: all-trans-retinol 13,14-reductase activity; oxidoreductase activity.